AUGGGGUCACCAUUUUCGCCUGCUCUGUGCGGCAGGGUCAUCGCUGCCCAGGAAGAGAUUUGGCGACGCACUUUUAGCAUCACGUGCUCCAGCAUGUACCGAGCCUUGCUCAGCCUGCGUUAUGUCGACAAUCGGAUUUGGAUCUCCGAGAGGAGGUUUGAACAACUCCCUGGCGUUCGACUAUUACUCAACAAUCGCUUUUACGGAGGUGAUAUCGCUCUGGAGGACGAACCCGCCUACGAUUUCGUGGGCUUUUCCCUCGACUUUGAGCAACGUCGCAUCAUGUAUAACCGUGCCUGUCAGACUUCAGACCUUCCCAGCACCAAAUCUGCCGCCCCUGAACAUGUGCUGCUCAGUGGCGUGCUUGCCUUGGCACACACCAUAAAGAAGUGCUCGUACCCUCGAGCACAAGCUCUCAUGGACCUUAGGCGGGAAAUCACUCGGGCACUACUCGAGGUUCUUCGUGCAGACGCCGCGGCCAGUGACGAAGAACAUUCGGCGUCUCACAGCGCCUCCCUCUCCAGCGCCCUGCACGACGAAACAUUUCGCAACAUGCUCGCAGACUUCGUCGAAAAGACGACGCAGGAGGUCAAUGACCUGCAGCAACGAGUUCGAGAACUUGAGAACUCCGUGGCCAGAUGA
Symbiodinium sp. CCMP2456 is the source of this 642-nucleotide messenger RNA. Lineage: Eukaryota; Dinophyceae; Suessiales; Symbiodiniaceae. The record is from the annotation of a GenBank genome assembly.